AUGAAUUCACUAGCUCAUCAUAGUAACCCACACUUACAACAAUUUAUUCAAUUGCAACAAGCUGCGGCUUCAGCUUUGGCUACACCUAAUCCUUUGAAUGUAGGAAGCGCGAAUAAUUUAUCUUCACAACUUCAUGUUAAUGCAGCAAAUCUUCAUGGAAUGCCAGUAGUUGGAGAUCCUUGGGGACCAGGUGGCGGAGCACCCAUGAAUUUACCAAUACAUCAACAUAAGUUGGCUCAAUUAGAAGAAGAAAAAAUUUAUUCAUUGAUAACUGAAUUAACUAAUCCAGCAAAUCGUGAAUUGGCUUUAGUAGAAUUGAGUAAAAAGCGAGAACAAUAUGAUGAUCUGGCAUUGAUAUUAUGGCAUUCUUUUGAAAUAGUUUCAGUAUAUCCACUUCUAGCACCACCCGCACUUUCUGCUCAAAUAUCAAAUCGUGUUUGUAAUGCUUUGGCAUUAUUACAAUGUGUUGCAAGUCACGGUGAAACGAGGGGAUUAUUUCUUAAUGCUCAUAUUCCAUUGUUUUUAUACCCAUUUCUUAAUACAACAAGUAAAACGAGACCGUUUGAAUAUCUCAGAUUAACUAGUUUGGGAGUUAUUGGUGCUCUUGUUAAGAAUGACAAUCCGGAAGUAAUUUCUUUUCUGUUAUCUACCGAAAUUAUACCACUUUGUUUACGUAUCAUGGAAACUGGUAGUGAACUGUCUAAAACGGUUGCCAUUUUUAUAGUACAAAAAAUUUUAUUAGAUGAAAUGGGAUUGGUAUAUAUUUGUGCAACUUAUGAGCGUUUUUAUGCGGUUGGAACGGUUUUAAGUAAUAUGGUUAGUCAACUCGUUGAGACACAAGCCGUUCGAUUGUUGAAACAUGUUAUUAGAUGUUAUCUUCGUCUUUCCGAUAAUCCAAGGUGA
This is a messenger RNA of Diversispora eburnea, 903 nucleotides long. Lineage: Eukaryota; Fungi; Glomeromycota; Glomeromycetes; Diversisporales; Diversisporaceae. The record is from the annotation of a GenBank genome assembly.